Messenger RNA from Dovyalis caffra, 1470 nucleotides. Lineage: Eukaryota; Viridiplantae; Streptophyta; Magnoliopsida; Malpighiales; Salicaceae. The record is from the annotation of a GenBank genome assembly.
AUGGAUGCCACGUCCUUCUGUGGUGCGCUUCCCCAGACGAAGCUCUCUGCUUCGAAUCAUAAUUUCUCAAGGUCAUGUCUGCGAGCUAGAUCUAUUGUUUCAGCAGUUCGGAACUCGUCUGGGGAAUUUCAACUACUUGAUAAACAUUAUUCUCAAGAAUUAGUGGUUUCGAGUUCUAGUUCGGCUAAUAAGGGAACGGCAGUUAGUGGGGGAUCAUACUUGUGUAGUCCGGUUCUGAAGAGAAAUCCAGUUGGGCAAGCAUUCUGCGCUGCCUCGGUAGGAGUAGGCACAUAUUGUGAAGAUUUUGUUGAUUCUCAUUCGCAUGUGACAGAAGAAAAGGUUGGGGUGCUUCUUUUGAAUCUCGGAGGGCCAGAAACACUUAAUGAUGUCCAACCGUUUUUGUUCAAUUUAUUUGCUGAUCCAGAUAUUAUAAGACUUCCCAGGCUGUUUCAAUUUCUUCAGAAACCUUUGGCAAAAUUAAUUUCUGUGCUCCGUGCUCCUAAAAGUAAAGAAGGGUAUGCUUCCAUUGGUGGUGGCUCGCCUUUGCGUAAAAUAACAGAUGAGCAGGCUGAUGGAAUCAAAAUGGCUUUGAAAGCAAAGGGUUUGAGUGCAGAUGUCUAUGUUGGAAUGCGGUAUUGGUACCCAUUCACUGAGGAAGCAAUCCAUCAGAUCAAGCGGGACAAGAUAACAAAGCUUGUUGUGCUGCCACUUUAUCCACAGUUCUCAAUCUCCACAACUGGGUCGAGCCUUCGCGUUCUCCAAAAUAUAUUUAGAGAAGAUGCAUAUCUAUCAAGGCUGCCAGUUGCCACUAUACAGUCCUGGUAUCAACGAGAAGGUUAUAUAAAUUCUAUGGCUGACUUGAUUGGCGAAGAGCUACAAAAAUUUGCUAAGCCUGAAGAAGUUAUGAUAUUCUUCAGCGCCCAUGGAGUGCCAUUGACUUAUGUGGAGGAUGCAGGAGAUCCAUACAAAGAUCAAAUGGAGGAGUGCAUCUACUUAAUAAUGCAAGAGUUAAAAGCUAGAGGAUUUCGCAAUGAUCAUACCCUUGCUUACCAGAGCCGAGUUGGACCUGUACAAUGGCUGAAGCCUUACACUGAUGAAGUUCUUGUUGAGCUUGGCCAGAAAGGUGUUAAAAGUCUUCUAGCCGUGCCAGUAAGCUUUGUCAGUGAGCACAUAGAGACACUUGAAGAGAUUGAUAUGGAAUAUAAGGAGUUGGCUCUUGAAUCUGGCAUUGAUAAUUGGGGUCGUGUACCUGCUCUGGGUUGCACCUCAUCCUUCAUAACAGAUCUGGCCGAUGCGGUGAUAGAAGCCCUACCUUCAGCUAAAUCCAUUUCAACCACAAGGAGCGCCUCCGAAGAAGCUGACCAUGACUUUUUGAGCUAUGCUAUUAAAAUGAUUUUUGGUUCGGUCUUAGCGUUUGUCUUGCUUUUGUCCCCAAAAGUGAUUACGGCAUUCAGGAACCAUCUCUUUUAA